Molecule: messenger RNA, 2825 nt
Organism: Anneissia japonica
Lineage: Eukaryota; Metazoa; Echinodermata; Crinoidea; Comatulida; Comatulidae
Product: carbohydrate sulfotransferase 1-like
Exons: 2
Coding region: 133-1419 (428 amino acids)
Biological process (GO): sulfur compound metabolic process; N-acetylglucosamine metabolic process
Molecular function (GO): N-acetylglucosamine 6-O-sulfotransferase activity
Source: RefSeq, a predicted model, not a curated record
AAGAGAACUUUUGCUUGGUUGUUUAGUAAGCGAGAAGUUGUUGCUAAGAGAGGAUUGGUUGUACAUAGUGACUCACGGAAAGAGGAUUUAUAGAGAAUGUACACUCUAAUUCGCAGUUAGGAAGUCGUGCCCAUGAAUAUUCGUCGGAUGUUUUACCGCCCCCGGGCUUGUUGCUCCUUUGCCGUCAUCACGUACGCUUUCGUACUUGGUGUUACCUUCACUUUGAUACAAACUGCGAGCGAAAUCUUUAUAGACUCAUUUCGCCACGGCAAGCAGGAUUUAAACGGUAAUGGUGCGGGAAACACGGCUGAUCAAAGCCCUCAGCUUGCUCAAAUUAUCCGGCGAAGUAUCCUCAAUUAUGGGCCUAGGUUUCAAGUUCUACCGUCAUUGUUUUCAAAGUAUGACGAAAAUGCAGACGAUUAUUCUACACCAAAAACUGCUACACAUAUUUUGAUAGUUACUAAUCGAAGGUCUGGUUCAAGUUUUCUAGGUCAACUAUUUAAUCAAAAUAAAAACAUUUUCUUUCAUUUUGAACCCCUUAAAAGUAUUGAGCAAACGGUACCGAGACAAUUUUUUCCAGGAAAUUCUACAGAGAUGAUAUCCGAUAUUUUUAAAUGCCGUUUCCCACCAAAACAUUUGUUAUUGAAUUUCUACAGUCGGAAUUAUUUGCAUCGAAUGUCCAGUCGAGUUUUGUCCUCGUCGCCUCUCUGUGAACCCGAAGAGACAUCAGCGAAGCGUCCGACAUGUAAAGCACUAAAAUCAACUACUACACGAUCGGAAUGUACAAAGUAUAAACAAUUUGCGAUUAAAACGAUUCGCUUUGCUAAACUCCAAGACAUUGAGCCGUUGGCACGCGACCCAUCACUUAACUUAAAGAUUAUUCAUCUGGUACGUGACCCACGUGGCACUUUUAUUAGUCGCGCGAAAAGUGAGAAAAAACCUAUGGACAUGACGGCAGAUGAAUUGAAUAACGUCAGAUAUCUUUGUUUACGAAUGCAGCAAAAUUUGGAGUUCGUUACAAACGUACCCACCCCUGAUUGGUUGAAAGGCAUUUAUAAGAUAGUGCGGUACGAGGAUAUGGCAAGAAAACCUGCAGAAACUGCGCAAGAUAUUUAUGAUUUCGCGGGUCUUGGACGCCUUCCUCGCAACGUAGUCCAGUGGCUAAGAAACAACACAAAGACCUCAAGAGGAGAUUCUUACGCUGUCACCCGCAAUUCUUCAGCGACUUGGCAAGAGUGGCGUUAUAGUAUCCCGUUUGAAACGUCGGUAGGAAUCCAAGAUGUCUGUCGGGACGUGUUACGGUUGCUUGGAUAUAGGGAAGUACCAAUGCAAUAUCUGCUACGCGAUGCCAGAGAGGAUUUACUGAAGCCUUUGCCAAGUAUCUGGAACUCCUUACACCGCCCCAAAGAUAUUUCAUGAAGCUGUGGAUCCAUUGUCUGACUGGCAUAUACAUAUUUGUUUCCGAGAGUUGGUGGGCGUACUCACACUCAUUGAAAAGGGGGUGGGGGGCUAGCUCGAGAAUGAAGUGAGCGGGGAAACCCGAGGUACACGAUUAUAUUCUGGGCGUAUCUAAGGGGCCUCCCGAUCUUUUUUCCCUCUUAGAUACGCUACUGGUUUAUAGAAUGUUCUAACAAUUGUUGGAGUUGUUUCCUCUUUUCAUUUAAAUUAUAACUUUAAAACAAAGCAUUAAAAAUAGGCCUACACGUGUAUAUAUAUUUAUUUUAGAUUUCUUUCUGUAAGAUAGGCCUAUCAAAAAUGACCUAUGGGAAACGUCUCGGGAAACGUCUCGUAUCAAAGGGAAUGUUUAGAUUUACAUGAUUAUGAUUCAACACGAUUCAAAAUAGAAAUGUGUCGGAAAUGUUAUGUGACUUAUGCACAUGGGAGUCUUCACGCAUGCGUACACCAUACAAACGCAAUCAUAGGAAACAGUGAAUGACACACUUUGUUAGAGUGCACAAGGAGAGGUGGGUUAAAUUAUAUAUUUCGUCUCGAAUGUCGUUAUGUAGUUAUAUAUUUUCUUUAAAGAAAUUAUAUCACAAAUAAACUUCUUAAAUUAUGCUGCACAUUUAUAUUGUCUUUCAAUGUAUCACGAAGAAGUAUAAUAGCAAGAACCUGUAUAAUAGUUUCUUAUUAAAAAUGUGAACGCGUGUCUUCAGGCUAGGCUUCGGCCCUGUACCUCUUCUGAACAUGCUAAGUGUACUAACCCAAUGGGCUUACAAUCGAUUAGUCAUACUAACCCAUAAUAUGUGCUUACGAUCGAUUAGUCAUAUGAUGAAAAUUGACCAAUAACGUGGCUGAAUAUGAAAACAUUUCACUUAACAUUUUAUUACCGAAAUAUGCUGCAAUGAAAUGUCGUUUGUAAUUAUAUUAUAUAUUGUUACUGUACGAAUACAAGUUUUAAAACAUUUUAUUGUUUGUCAAGGUGUAAAUAUAAGAGUUUAUACCGUUCACUGUUAAAUAUGUUUUAAAAAGAAAGCAAAUGAGUUAUAAAGAAUAAGUAAAAUAACAAGAAGAGGAGUGAGUCAAGAGUCAGUGUAACAAGGGAACAGUAAAAUUACAGCCUUCAUGCUGGAUAAGCUCAUUUUUUAAUAGCGCAUGCCCGUAUAAAGGUUAAGCAACAUGCCCAAAAUAUAGGUUUAUGACGAUAAACCUUGGAUAUGGGCAUGCGCAGUUUAAACUAAGAAUUGGCAUAUUUUCGGCAAAGGGCCGACUCCCUUGCUCGGGGCCGAAUUCUAGUUAUGUCGACCAAAUAUCUCUGUGACACUGGUAUUGAUUUUUAAAGAGAUCAUUUUUUAGGAGUAAUAAAUAUAAGCACACAUUCGAAA